AAAUAAUAUAUUUACAUAAAUAUUAAAAAGAACUAAAUUCACGGUCAAUGGCCCAUCGGCUUCUGAAUACGCUCACCAAGAAGCAUGUGGUGGGGAUUGUUUUGCUUAUAACAGCGGUGAUCUGCAUACUGAAUGCAGCAGUGUUUGGCCACGUGUUGCCCACUUCAUCGAGCUUUGAGCAGCUGGUGCGGCAGUCCAUCAGCGCGAGCACCGGCUACACUUGCAUCCUCUACGGACUGAGUCCUUGGCUAUUUAAUUCGCACUUUGCGGUGCCCAGGCGGCACAUACGCUAUGUGCUCAUUUCCAUGCUCAUCUUCCUGAUUCUGGCCAAUAUCAUUGCGCUCUCGACGGUGAUCAAGACGCAGUACAUGGUAGCCGGAGAGGAGUCGGUCAACAUCCUAGACCUAUAUACACCCUUCGAACUCAAGUGUCGCAUGAUAACACUGGUGUCUUUUGUGUUAACAAUUGUAUUGCUAACAGUCGCCUUGGUUUUAGUGAUGCUGAUCGCUCUUGCAAUCAAUAACUUGCCCGAUUUUACCCAAGAGCCCAGCAAAGUAUCCCUACCGUAGAAUGGGCGCCUAUUACAAAUUGAUUGUUAAGCAUAUACAUAUAUAUGUAUAAGUAUUUUCAUAUCGUUUGAGCAUAAAAAAGACUG
Drosophila arizonae is the source of this 655-nucleotide messenger RNA. RefSeq lists its product as uncharacterized. Lineage: Eukaryota; Metazoa; Arthropoda; Insecta; Diptera; Drosophilidae. The record is from RefSeq and is a predicted model, not a curated record.